AUGACGAAGAAUGGCGCUGGAACUACGCGAAAUCAAUCUUUGGUUGAUCAACCUAUAGUUGGGUGGCCGCUACCUUCUCGUUCGUCACAUGUGCUGGAUUCUCCGCCAACUGGAAUACUGAAUUCAUCACAAAUUGACCCUCGUAAUCUGGGUUCUGCAAAAGAAGCGCUACAUUCUCAUCCCACACGAAUAUGGGUAGAAGACAAAGCUCACGGCUUUACUGAAAACGAUAAGGGCACUAAAGUCCAGAACAGAAAGUUCGUGAUAUGCGAGAGAGGCCAUGACGGUCACAUGGUCAUCAAAAGACCUGGGCAACCGGCAGUUGCAGUAUCAAAGGCUCAGGGCGCAGUACUUGACCAGAUUCUCGGCCUAGGGGGCCAAGAAGCUAUUGAAGAUAUAAACAUUAGCAAAGCUGGUACCUCUGCAAUGCCAAGUAUACAAGUAACUCCACCAUCGGAAGGCAGUGGUCAAAUUAUGGAAACGGACCACCUUUGUGUUAACAAUGCCUACAGAGAACUGCACGAGAAGUCCAAGAAAGAGAUUCGUUUAGUUAAGUGGCAGCUUAAACGAGUGGUACCUCUCGCGUAUCUUAUUUCUGAGGCUGAAGGUAUUGAUAUUAACAACACUACAGCACUAAAGGAAAAGCUCGAAUGGAUCAUUGAAGACAGCAGAAUGCUAGAAAAGCUACUGCCCCUCAUAACGACGCUUUGCGAGGACCAAAGGAUUGAGUUUAAUGAAGACGCUCUCAAGAUUUUGCCACGAGCUUUGCAAAAAGUACUAUAUGACGCAAGAGAAACUAAUAGGGCUAGGUUUGUCGCAGGCCAUCAUAAACGAGCUCGACAUGCUCUCGAAGGUCGAGUGAGAAGACUAGAAAGCGAACUUUCUAGACUGAGAUACACCGGUGAAGAGGAUUAUAUACGGCUAUAG
Messenger RNA from Xylaria bambusicola, 927 nucleotides. RefSeq lists its product as uncharacterized. The record is from RefSeq and is a predicted model, not a curated record. Bases 1 to 927 code for a protein of 308 amino acids. NCBI's taxonomy places the organism in Eukaryota, Fungi, Ascomycota, Sordariomycetes, Xylariales, Xylariaceae. The transcript has a single exon.